This is a messenger RNA of Angiostrongylus costaricensis, 3108 nucleotides long. NCBI's taxonomy places the organism in Eukaryota, Metazoa, Nematoda, Chromadorea, Rhabditida, Metastrongylidae. The record is from the annotation of a GenBank genome assembly.
AUGCAGAGGACAUUGGUAGUAUUCGAAGCGAUUUUGACAAUAUUUCUCGUUGUUAAUAAUGCUUCCGGCGAAUACUAUUGGAAAAUCAGUGAUGAUGGGAAAGUGAUCGAGGCAGUCCCUGAGUCUCCAUACGUGCUCGCUUAUCCAGGUUCACUGGUGGAUUUCCUUCGGCAAGUAGAAAGUGUCAAGAAUUGUAGAAGAAGUACCUACUUUCAUUACCUAGGAAGAAUUUUUUUGGCACGGGAUGAUCCAGAACUCGAGCAACGGCUUCGCAGAGAAAGGGAGCAUUGCACAAUGGGUGGUUUGGUCAGUCUUGAUCGAGAAAAUUUCAAGACCUCAUAUUCAGCCGAGAUUUGUCCGGAUUUCCAUAAACAUUAUGAAAAAUAUAUCGAUUCUAUCAAAGAAUAUGUGAAUAAGGAACCGGAAGACGAGAAGCUGCUGCCACACUGCCGACAAUGGCAUCAGGAGGGACAACUGCGUGGACUAUCGAAAGUAUUUCGAAGUUUAUUUUUCGCUUCUCUACCGUUAUUUGUUUUUCGGCGUCUUCUCAAGGGCCCGUAUAGCACGGUGGUUAGAGGUGAGCUAAUUAAAUUUGAAUUAAAAAUGAGAAUUCGACACAUUGGAGCACAUCCUUAUCUCCAUCUCGCUGCUGCUGCUUACUGGAGGCAAAUCGGUGAUUUGGGUGAAGCGCUUGGUUGUUAUAAAACAGCAAUGUUUUACGUAUUUAAAGUGAUUGGAAAACAAAAUUCCCUGUUUUUGCUAUUGAUUUGCUAUUUGCUAUUUGCUAUUUUGCUAUUGCGUUCCACUUAUUAUGGGAGUUUAGAUAGAAUAUGUCGAACGACAAAUGUGAAGAGAUUUCCACGCUCUAAUAAUCCCGGAAGUGUGAUACUUACCUACCAUUGCGAAUUAACAGAUCCGGUAGCCUACGAAGAGACAAUGAUGCCACUGAGAAGAGCAACGGCGAAAAAUAGACCUUUGGUAGGUUUGCUAAAUUUACAUUUGUUGACGGUAUAUCCUCCUGACGGUAUACGAACGGUUUUUUGUUAUUUUAAAAAUAGUCAAAACAUGGAACCUAGGCCAGAUCGAAUUGUAUCCUCUACUGUGCGGGAUCGAUUUUGGCGUCGUACUGAUUGGCCAAGCAGCGUCGAUUGCCAAACGAUCAUAUCGCGGACGGAUAUAUUCAAACAGCGCUGGUUUCCUCAGGUGUUCAUCAGUCCUGAGAACAAAGGAUUCUUAAUAACUGAAUAUUUGACUCGAGGAAUCGGUUUAGAGUCACAUGAAGAUCAUCCUUUACCGUGGAAGGAACCAUACUGUAAGGAGGUGAAUGUCGGUGUCUCUUUUAAUGCCAUAGAAAACAGGUUUGAAUAUGCUGAGUCGCGGUUGAAAUCAGUGCUGGUACGGCUCGCCGGACGAAUUAUGGAAGACAUUGAGGUCGCCCAAAGAAUUCGAUCUAUGAUGGAUAGUAAUAGCGGUCCAAGAUGGUUGGCGUUGAAUUUGGCUGCUUUAUACUGGCGAAUUUUUCGGAACGCUGCAAUAUAUUUGGCCGCGGUCGACCCAGAUGAGGUAACGUUUUCAAAUUUACUGUGGUUCAGAAUCUUUUUGAAAUUCUUUUCCCCGGCAACCUACUGGCUACGUGCUCGGCUGGCGUUGUUAUCUAAUGAUGUUGAUGAAGCGUUAAAGUACUUGAAGCUGUCGUUAGAUAAAGAUCCGUUCAGCGACAUAGUUGCUGAGGAUCUGUUAAAGGUUGCUUGUAGUGGGAAGUCGUCAAAAUCAACAAUUUCAUCACAGUUUCCUACUGUAUGCUGUUCUCCUGUGGUUCAGAAUGCCGUCUGCUUCAAGAAUAGGCAUGUGAGGGAGGAACGGUGCUACAUAGUUGAUUCGGAGAGCGGUUCGGGUCAAUUGAUCUACAAUCGGUGUAAUGGGCAGUAUACUGGAAGGAGUUAUCCUACUGCGCCAUAUGUGAAUAUCGUCUCACCAUUUUUACCUAUCUUCAAUACCGUUUCGAGACGCGAUAACCCACCAUUUAUCGAAGACGAAAGCAGCGUACAAACUGUGGAUACUGAGGAGUUGCCAUUAGACUACGGAGGAUCUGCCUUCUUCGCACCACGACCAGUAGAAUGGUGGGCACGCGCCAAAAAUGAAAUGCGUUACUUACUCUCGAGUAAUGAAGGUGACAUUGAUUGGUGGGAAGAAGACGGUGAGAGCGAACUGGCUUCGGUCCCACAGAAACCACUCUCAUUUCUUUGGAUAAAGGACCGCCGUGAGAUGUUACGCUUCGAUGCAAAGCUUCCAGAACUUCUUCCAGCACCAUCGAUGUUACAGAUCAGCAAAGGACUAUCACGAUUCCUGCCACCUAGGCAGUCACAACAAAUGUGCAGCGGAGUUAAAAAGCUUUCGGUAUUACUUGAAAACCAAGUAUCAACUUGGGUUUCUGUAACGGCAAAAGGUGAAGAUAUUGCAAAAUACGUGGACCUACGUGAACCUGUUCCUGGAGUAGGUGGUCUGCAGCCAGUUUGCCCAUUAAUUGAUCAGCAAGAGGUUUCUCCAAUUCUCGGUCUUGACCAUUUACCGGUAUUUGCAUUAAGUGACCAGUUCUUGUUCUACAAACCGGAGAAAGCCCUAACAGAUGCCUUGAAAUCAUUGGGAAAUGAGCGAGAUUCUAUCGAACAUGUUGCUGCACGAUUGCACACAGCAAUGUUAGGAAACGAUGGUCAGGCAGGAAAUUGGUUGUUGUGUGUGUUGUCAUCAUUGUACUGGCGUGUUGUUGGUGAUGCCCAUCGUGCAGUUGAGUGUCUUCGAUGUGGCCUCCAAACAGCCCCACAGCAUAUGAGGGACGUUGCUCUGGUGUCACUUGCGAACAUUUGUCAUCAAGCUGGUCUUCUUCACUCGGCAUUGAUUGUGGCUGGAACGGCGCUUUCGGCUAGUCCGAAUCUUGUCGCUAUUCACUUCACCAUCGCCAAUAUCUAUGCAUCAAUGGGAGACUAUCAACGGGCACUUGAAUUUUAUUACUCGACACUCUCACUACAGAUGAAUUUCGAGCCGGCGAAGGACAGAAUCCGUGCCAUUUAUUGCCAUUCUGGCCAAACAUUUGAUUUAGGAGAAGUUUAA